Messenger RNA from Arvicanthis niloticus (Nile rat), 1925 nucleotides. It is a transcript of the gene Erln, whose product is annotated as endoregulin. NCBI's taxonomy places the organism in Eukaryota, Metazoa, Chordata, Mammalia, Rodentia, Muridae. The record is from RefSeq and is a predicted model, not a curated record.
UGUCAUGAGUUUUACAAAAUGUGCCAAAGUUUAGUUAUGUUUCUAUUGUUUCGGUGGGAAUAUGUAAUACCAAAGUGGUCAUGUAGGUAUUAAUAGACAACAGCUGUCUGUCUGCUCUAAGCUACAGGGCCUGAGAGCUCAGACUACAGCUGGCUCCAAACUCCAAAUGUACCAGCUGCACAACUGUAAGUUGCUUAACCUCUCUGCCUGUUCUCUCGCUGUAAAACUGGAGUUGUGGUUAUCAUCACUGCUUCAUCUGUUUAUAGGACGUCACAUUCAGCGUUGUGACCAUGGACACAAGCACAACUGCUAUAAACCAGUCUGGGAACAAACAACUGAUUCUUGAUAAGAACCUCCUUUAACUGACAGGCACAAACAUACCAGGGUGUGCCGGAGUCCAGCCUGCUGGCUGUGUGCAUUCGGCAGUCCAGGAAGUCAGUAAGUUUUACACAAGGAAAUGGCUGCAGGCGACCCAUGGGCCAUUUCAGACCCUGACAGAGAACAUUUUCCUGAACUUGCUCAUCACCCAUUAGCCACUCAGGUUAUACCUCAGAGGAUUAGAAUGACAGACACCCUGGCAUCCCAGAAACUAAUAUUAAGUGAGUAUUUCCCAAAACAAACAGCAGGAUUGAUGAGCUAUGGACUAGAAUGUAAGCCCUUCGGAGGGAAAGGACCGUCUCUCUGAUCUUACAACGGGGCCCUAACCCUGGCUAUGGCAGGCCCACACACAUACACUUUGAAAGGAGUCCACAGCGGCCAUCAAGUUCCAAGCAAGGCAUGUGUGGUCACCUCCCCCCAGCAUCUCUCUAAACACGGGAACAGCAGAGGCCAUGCCUGAGGCAGCACUGAGGGAAGGCUUCCUGUGAUAAGCACUCCCACUCUUACCCAGAAACCUGUUCCAGGAGGCUCCUGCCAGAACUGGAGGUAAUCAUUCACCCACACCACAGGAAGGAAGGAAUGUUCCCAGUGAGCUGAGAGCUCUGGACGGAGGUCUAAGCCCAGCUCACAACGGCGAGGCAGCCUGGGGCACAGACCCAACCUCUUUUCUCACCCUAAGUUUGCCCUCUCUCAAGGACUUAGAAGUCAACUCCUCCAAUGCCAUCACAGAAGGGCAGAACCCUGAUGGAGGGAAUGAGGGAGGCUUUGGCAGUUGCCAGGCAACCAGUCUAGCCCACCCUUGUUUGCUCUGGUGGCGGCAGCAAAGGUGUGGUCAGAGUAUUUGGCAACACCCUGGGCUGCCAACAGUGAUUUCUUUGAGUUGGGGCACAGCUGUGGUCAUCUGGCAGCCUCUUCCACCCAGGAACCCUGAAGUCUGAGGCCGGAAGGACAAUCCUGACCUGCUGCCCUCAGAAGACUCGGAACUAUUACCAGAAGAACCAGAUUUCCAUGGGCCAGAUGGUAUCCCCAAGGACCAUCCAGAAUGAAGAUUUCUGGAAGAACCCGUGGGAUGUGGGGGGCCUGAUUGUGAUUUGCUUGUUCACCUCCACGUUCCUGCUCUUCAUCGCAUUCGCUGUUGUGUUUGGGUAUGUGGAAAAGGCUGCGUGGAGAAAGGCUCUGUAUGAAGAGGAGUGACCUGUCUUCUCGGGGGCCUAGAAGGCAGCAGGGAGAGGUGGAUUGGCCUGCUCACCCCUACCAGCAGUGGGCGUCCAGUCUCUCUGGCUCAAGAAAGAACCUAUGGGAACCACUAGACCUCGCCUAGGGUUGGUCAGAUAGCCGGGUGAGAAGGAUGGUCUGGUACCAUUUCUGGUCUCUCACGCUGCCAGCAGCUCGACACUGUAAGCACAUGGAGAGGAACUCUGCUUUGCCUCAGAGGAGAGCAGCAAUGGCUAACAAGAUGCUCUGAUGAGGGUCCCUGCCUAAGCAGCUAUUUUCAAGUCCUUGACAGAGAAGGGCACAAAAUGUCAAAUGAAGUAAAAUUCCUUUUC